AUGGCUCAGUGUUAUGCUGACAUUGUCCAUCCCACAGGGAUAGUUAAUCACAGCCACUACCCACAUAAUAUGGUUAAUCACAGCCACUACCCACAUAACAUGGAUAAUCACAGCCACUACCCACAUAACAUGGUUAAUCACAGCCACUACCCACAUAACAUGGAUAAUCACAGCAACUACCCACAUAACAUGGAUAAUCACAGCCACUACCCACAUAAUAUGGUUAAUCACAGCCACUACCCACAUAACAUGGAUAAUCACAGCAACUACCCACAUAACAUGGAUAAUCACAGCCACUACCCACAUAAUAUGGUUAAUCACAGCCACUACCCACAGAACAUGGAUAAUCACAGUCACUACCCACAUAACAUGGAUAAUCACAGCCACUGCCCACAUAACAUGGAUAAUCACAGCCACUGCCCACAUAACAUGGAUAAUCACAGCCACUACCCACAUAAUAUGGUUAAUCACAGCCACUACCCACAUAACAUGGAUAAUCACAGCCACUACCCACAUAACAUGGAUAAUCACAGCCACUACCCACAUAAUAUGGAUAAUCACAGUCACUACCCACAUAACAUGGAUAAUCACAGCCACUACCCACAUAAUAUGGUUAAUCACAGCCACUACCCACAUAACAUGGAUAUUCACAGCCACUACCCACAUAACAUGGAUAAUCACAGCAACUACCCACAUAACAUGGAUAAUCACAGUCACUACCCACAUAACAUGGAUAAUCACAGCCACUACCCACAUAAUAUGGAUAAUCACAGUCACUACCCACAUAAUAUGGUUAAUCACAGCAACUACCCACAUAACAUGGAUAAUCACAGCCACUACCCACAUAAUAUGGAUAAUCACAGUCACUACCCACAUAACAAGGUUAAUCAGUCACUAUCUACAUAA
This is a messenger RNA of Pelobates cultripes (western spadefoot toad), 906 nucleotides long. NCBI's taxonomy places the organism in Eukaryota, Metazoa, Chordata, Amphibia, Anura, Pelobatidae. The record is from the annotation of a GenBank genome assembly.